CGCACACCGGCCGGGGGUCAGCAAGGCCAGCUUCUCCAUAACGUCAGGGCACAGCACAGCCUGCCCACGGCUACUUACCUCAUCUCUCCCUCCCCCUCCAGUCUUCCUCGUCCCAUCUCUUUUGCACCACCGUUGCUGCUCUCCACGCGAGGCUGACGACGACCCCUCCCCCCCAGCUGCCGCCCACUGUUGCUGCCCACCACCAUGUCUCGCCGCUACCCAACCGCCGAGCUGUAUGAGGAGCGCGAGCGUGACUUCUACCGCGGUAAUGGCAACCGCAGCGAGCGCAACUACGAGGAGCUCGACAUUGAGCUCCGUCGCAGCGGCGAGCCGCGCCGCAGUGUGCCCGACUUCCUGCGCGAGGACUACAACCGCCCCACUGCCGGCCCCAUGGUGUUGCGCCCUCGCGAGGACGAUCACGUGUCGAGGGGACCCCGCAGCACCCGCGGCUUCGACGACGACGCGGGCAGCGUCUCGGUGCGCAGCAGUCGCCCGCCGCCGCCCCCCGCUAGCGUGAGGGGCUUCGACCGUGACGACGUCAGCGUGCGCCGCAGUGCCCGUCCGCGCGAAGAGGAGACGGACAUUACCAUCCGCCGCCGUGAGCAGUCGCGCCCCCGCCAGCCAGAGUUCCGCGAGCCCGACUUUGAGCGCAACGAGAUCCCCUUCCGCCGCGGUGACGGCGCCCCCCCGCGGCCCCGCGAGGUCGAGAUUGAAAAGGAAGACAUCCGCUUCCGCACCCGCGGCGACAGCGUCGACAUUCGCGCCACCCACAAGGAAGUCGGCCGCGAAGGCAGAGGCGUCUCGGCCGAACGGGGCUCCAUCCGCUUCCAGGAGCGCGACGGCAACUUUGACUUCCGUACCUCCCGCCGCGAGCAGAGCCGUGGCCGUGACCGCAGCACCGAACGCGAGACCAUCACCAUCCGUGGGCGCGAGAAGAGCCUGCCGCCGCCCCGUUCUCGCGGAGAGCUGGUCGCUCGCGAACGUGAGGAGUUUGUCAUCCGCCGCCGCGAGGCCUCGCCGCCAUCGCCGCCGCCGCCAAGACCCCGCGAGAUCAUCAGGGACGAGAUCAUUAUUAGGCGUAAGGAAGAGCGCUCUCCCUCGCCCGCGCCAUCUCCCCCACCGCCGCCUCCAGCGCCUGCCCCAGAGCCAGAGAUCAGGCCACCCAUCAUCCAGGAGAUCAUCACCCAUCACCGCCACAUUGAUCAUGGCGUUGAGAGGGCUCGCUCGCCCACCCCUCCCCCGCCCCCUCCUCCUCCAGCCCCACGCAACGAGAGCAUCGAGAUCGAAAUCAACCGACGAGAAACCCGCAAUGGCAGGUCAGAUUUCGAGGAGCUGGACAUCAAUAUCAACCGUGACAGCCGUCAUGACCGAGGUGAGCUUGAGAUCCGGGCCCGCGAGCGUUCCUUCAGCCCUCCCAGGCGGAGUCACACUGCUCCAAUCGGGGAUGACUUCGACUUGGAGGCAGAGUACUACAACCGCAAGGCAAUGGAGCGAUCCUACAUGGGCGAGGCUUGGAACGGUGCGACCAAAGACUGGGCGAUAGUCGAUGUUCCUCCGGGUACCAACCGCAUCCGUAUGGAUGGUGCGGGUGGCGGUGCUCAAGAGGUCACCUGGCAGCGAUACAACGGUGUUCGCCGCUCCAAGUUCAUCAGCGCUGACGAUGAACGUGUCACAGACUUCGGGCCUGUGAAGCCAAAGAAAAAGGACAUGUGGACCGAGAUUACCAAGGAUUUGGUGCUCAAGGACGCCAUCGAGUCCAUGGGCUACAAGUGCGAGGAGACAGAUGAUUUCUUCUACGUCAUGGAGUACCUCCGAUAUGUAAGUUUCCCACAUCCAUCACCGCCUGCUACAGAACCCUGACUCGCUUUUAGGAGGACGUUCUACACCUUGUGGAGAUCUCUGACGAGAUUCGCCGCAAGAGGAAGUCCCGCAUACGCGAGAUUGAGUUUGAGCGCGAGGAGAUCCGGGA
Molecule: messenger RNA, 1969 nt
Organism: Dothidotthia symphoricarpi CBS 119687
Lineage: Eukaryota; Fungi; Ascomycota; Dothideomycetes; Pleosporales; Dothidotthiaceae
Exons: 2
Coding region: 205-1860 (551 amino acids)
Source: RefSeq, a predicted model, not a curated record